UUCAACUUGCGAAAGUCGAUUCUUUACGUGCCCAUUUCUUGUUCUAUCGCCGAAAUGAUGAAUUCCGAAAUGAGUAGUAGUAUGCACUCGGGUCGGCCGGAAAGUGAUUUCAGUAUUGAAUGCUUUCAAAAUUAUACUGCUCCCGAGGUGUUCGUCCAAGGUUUGGCUGGAUUGGUUAAUCAGACGGAUGUGGAAGUGAUGAUACGCGCCCAAAAGCAAAUGUUACAGCGCUUCGAAAAGACCAACGAAAUGCUGCUGAACUGCAACGCGCUCAGUGCGAGUAGGUUGAAGAUUGCCACCGAUGACUUUAAGAAACACACCAAACUUCUCCACGAUAUGAAGAAAGAUUUGGAUUACAUCUUCCGAAAGAUACGCACGAUUAAGACGAAAAUCGGAAAUCAAUACCCUUCCGCAUUUGCCGAGGCGGAGGCUAAGAACAAACCAAUGUGUAUAGACGAGGAAGAGGAAAUCGAUACCGCUAGUCGGGCCGAAACGUUGGAUGAGAAACCGGAUCAAAACGACAGUGCCGGGGGCUCUGUUUCGACUCCAGUUAAAGCGUCGUCAAGCAAAUGUAAGCCAUCGUCCGGUCAGAAUGAAGGAAGCGUUAAGGAACGAAAAAAACUAUCCGCGAGUGGAAGUAGAGAAAAUUCAACCGUAGGUUACGUCAAAAUGGAGCAAAGCCCGGAAAAUCGUAAAUCUGGGGGCGGUUCCAGCGGUGAACAGAAGCGACGAUCGUUCCGAUCAGCGCAAAGUAGCUCAACGGAUAAUUCUAAUGAUUCGUCCGAUUGUACGUCGGACACCGGCUAAUAAGCCCCGUUUUGUAUGAAGUAUGCUGUAUUGAUCUCAAUAGUUGAAUAGCAGUUAGAAUUAGGUUCUGUAUAUUCAAGGUUCGUUUUCUGUUCAUUUAAAAUAUUUAACAAUCUGUAGAUUAGCCGCAGUUCGAGUUUAUCCCAUAUUGACCUGUUUUGUGUUAAGCAAAAUAAAAAUUAAAGUUAAUUAUUUUUCGUU
Anopheles coustani is the source of this 1008-nucleotide messenger RNA. RefSeq names its product kxDL motif-containing protein CG10681. The coding region runs from base 55 to 807 and encodes 250 amino acids. The record is from RefSeq and is a predicted model, not a curated record. NCBI's taxonomy places the organism in Eukaryota, Metazoa, Arthropoda, Insecta, Diptera, Culicidae. Gene Ontology annotation, cellular component: BORC complex. The transcript has 2 exons. Gene Ontology annotation, biological process: lysosome localization.